Molecule: messenger RNA, 441 nt
Organism: Fusarium oxysporum Fo47
Lineage: Eukaryota; Fungi; Ascomycota; Sordariomycetes; Hypocreales; Nectriaceae
Exons: 1
Coding region: 1-441 (146 amino acids)
Source: RefSeq, a predicted model, not a curated record
AUGAUGCGUCAUAUAUUAUAUUUGGUUGCUCUUCUACAACGCGAGGCUAUGAACUCUAACUGGAAUCUGGAUGAAGGACAUGAGGAAGACGAGGAUGAGCCUAGCAACUGUGACGAUGGGGAUGAAGAUGAAGAUGAAGAUAACUAUGGUGAUGGAGCUGACGAGGAAUAUAUCAACGAGUACGACCGAGUCGAGACUGAGAAUAAUUCCAACGAAAACGGUAAAUAUUGCGAUACGAACUAUGGUGAAGAUGAGUUAUCUGAAGAUUCGGCGUUCUCUCUUCCAUCUGGUCUUUGGUUGCACUCAUCUAAGGCCAUUUUUCAACUUUCGAUGAUGUUCUGGACGUACCAGAAACCUACCGGAGAUAUGUCUGCAUCUACCAUUAUUCACUACACAGCUGUCUUAGGGAUCCAGGGACUGUCCCUACUGCACCAAGGAUAG